AUUCUGAGAAUCAUUGGUUUUUUUUUUUCUUGUCUCUCAUUCGUCUAACAAGUGAGGAAAGGUUUGCUAAUCGGAUUCAUUGAAAUCCUUUCUUAAUUUAAUCCUUUUUUCCAAAACCAUCCCAAGACCAGUUGAAAAGUUAACCAAUCAUAAUUUUAAAGUCGAAUCGUUAUCGUUUUCAUCUAAAAGUAUGCAAUCAAUAUAAAAAAUCGAACAUAUGUCGUGAAAAGGAAAGCUUUGCAUAACGCGUAGGCGGUCAAAGUCAAGGAAACCAUCGAGAAAAAAACGUCCAUCGAGUGUUUCUUUUUUUUUUGUAAAGUGUUUUUUUUUUUUCUUCUACUGCCGUUGGACAAAAUCGAAACAAAAAACGAAAAAGAUACACAAAACUGUGCAUCUGGAAUAUAAACGAGAAACGAAUAAUAACAAUCUUUUGAAGACACAAUAAAGCGCUAUUUAAAUAAAUAAAAAGAAGAGAUAGAAAAGAAAAAAAUAUCAACAAAUGCCCGGCACACGUCGCAUUAUACUCGGACAUGUCAUGUCCGGGUUAUGCUCGAAAAUGAAUCGCACUAAACCAGUUCCAGCUGAUGUCAUGGAGACUCCACUCAAUCGAUGUUUAAAUACAUUCGAUAUUACUUUGUUGGGAAUCGGCCAUAUGGUCGGUGCUGGAAUCUAUGUCCUCACUGGCACCGUUGCCAAGGAUAUGGCUGGUCCUGGUAUAAUUCUAUCCUUCAUCUUGGCUGGUUUCGUAUCAAUGUUAUCAGCCCUCUGCUACGCUGAAUUUGGCACAAGAAUCCCCAAAGCUGGAUCGGCUUACGUCUACACUUAUGUCUCAAUCGGUGAAUUCUGGGCUUUUGUAAUCGGAUGGAAUAUCUUACUGGAACACAUGCUGGGAGCUGCUUCAGUCGCUCGUGCCUGGAGUGGUUAUGUUGACUCAAUGCUUGAUGGAUGGGUAACAAACACCACUGUUUCAGUUACCGGUGAACUUCACGAACAACUUUUUGCUAGACAUCCCGAUCUAAUGGCAUUCACAGUUUGUUUAGUCUAUGCAGCUGCCUUAGGUAUGGGCGUUAAAGCCACUGCAGUUUUCAAUGGAAUUCUAACAGUAGUUAAUAUUUUGGUAAUGUUACUUGUUAUUGGUGUUGGUUUUUGGUAUGCCAAUCCUAAAAAUUGGUCUGAAGCUGAAGGCGGUUUCUUGCCAUAUGGAUUUGGUGGAGUUGUUGCUGGGGCAGCAACAUGUUUCUAUGCUUUUGUUGGUUUCGAUAGUAUUGCAACGUCUAGUGAGGAGGCUAAGAAUCCAAUAUCAUCUAUUCCGAUUGCAACGAUUCUUUCUUUAAUUGCUGUAAGUGUGGGAUAUAUUUUGGUAAGUGCAGCUUUGACUUUAAUGAUUCCAAUUAGGGAAAUCAAUCCAGCUGCUUCUUUACCCGAAGCUUUUGGCUCGAUGCAUCUUCCUUGGGCUAAAUAUCUUAUAUCGGUUGGAGCUAUUUGUGGAAUGACCACCACUUUGCUGGGAUCACUUUUUGCUCUGCCAAGGUGUAUGUAUGCCAUGGCUUCCGAUGGACUUUUAUUCUCUUGCUUUGGGAAGAUCAAUGUCAGUACACAGGUUCCAGUCUUGAAUUUGAUAGUUUCUGGAAUUCUUAGUGCGAUUUUGGCCUUGCUCUUCGAUCUGGAAAAACUAGUGGAGUUUAUGUCCAUUGGGACUUUAUUAGCUUACACUAUUGUCAGUGCAAGUGUUAUUAUUCUGCGUUAUCGACCACUUCCUUUGGAAGAAACUGCAGUCUAUGCUCCUGACACUCCUGACGAAGAUGAAGACAAUUCAUCCCAAUCCAGCAUCGAUACAGCUUCACCAACAAGUGAUCUGAUAGAAGUUGCUUUGGCUGGCAGACUUAAGACCCAAUUUCGCUGGCUCGAACCACUUCUUGGUCGUUUCGAACCUGGUGCAGCAGUUUCAGCUUCAGUUCUACUUUUCACCAUGUUAAGCUUUGCAAUUUGCUUUCAACUUGAGGUUUCAUGGUCAGAAUUGUACUCGGGCACUUGGUGGGCUCUGAUUCUCUAUGGUUUCUUGAUUUUCUUUGCCGGAGCUUGUGUGGCUGUGAUUGCAGUCCACCAUCAAAAUACUAGAGGUUUGAACUUUAAAGUUCCCCUGGUGCCUUAUGUACCUACUUUGAGUAUAUUCUGCAAUGUGGUUUUAAUGGUUCACCUUAGUGCAUUAACAUGGUUAAGAUUUUUCAUUUGGGUUUCAAUUGGAAUGUUAGUUUAUUUCCUAUAUGGAAUUCAUCAUAGUAAAGAAGGUGAGGCAUGUUCGACUUAUUCGAUGUUAAUGACAUCUUCUGAGGCUGCGAAGAGUCACUGGGGAGCUACGGGAGGACGAAUGGGAAGUAAUGGAAAGAAGUCUGUAUUCCAUCGAUUGAUUGGAGCUAAAAAGGUCAUUGAUGACAAGAAACCCAUUGUCGAAGAAGACGAAGAGGAGCCUUAAGUUGAUUGUUAGGGUUACCGUUUUUUGAUUUCUUUUUAUACCUACCUUCUGUUCGUCAUCUAUCAUUUCUAAAUGAGGUCUAUGGAGUCAGUGACCAAAGAAGACUAGUCUUUUGUAUACCUUCUUUUUAUAUUGUUUUGGCAGUUUAAAGACCUUAACGUGAAUAUCAUUUUGGUUUUUGUAGAAGCUUACCUCAUUUCUCGGAGUAUGUACCUAUCUCUCACAUCAGCUCCUUUGUUUUGUAUUUUUAUAUUUUGCGAUCAUUUAUUUGUGCUUAUUCAGUUGGCAAGAUCCAAGAGAAGAAUGGGAUCUCAAAGCUUGCUCGAUCUUGUUGGGACCUGUUGCCUCUGAUUGUAUGAAAUAAAUUUUUAUUAUGCAGCUGAAAACGUGCUGAUUUUGUGGAAGAAGAUGGGGGGAAAUGAAAUGAGUGAGGGUUUUUGUUUAUAACCGGCACAAGUUUGAAGCAGCCUGAUGGGAGCUUGUGUAGUGCAUGACAUAUAGAUAGAACAACAACGCAUUUAGAGAAAGAAAGUCAAAUGAAUGUUGGAGUGUCUUGAGUGUGUGGCAUUAGUCAUUAAAACACUGAGGCUUACAAUGGCGCAGUAAGUGUCAAGACUUACAACAAGUUCUAAGAAGAUGAAUGACUUUGAAACUACAAUCUUAAAGUAGAUAGGUUGUUUUAUUUUUUUUUAUAGUAAAACGGGGAUACCCCUUUGUUUAAAAAUUUCAGUGACAAGGUUUUUUUUUUAUCGACAAUAAAUAGUUUUUUAUUUGUACAUAUUUACAAUCUUCAAGUAUUAAUCGAAUGUACUUGAAAUAUGACACAGCAUGAUCAUUAAAUUAAUUGGAAUUAAUAGGUCAAGCUAUUUAAGCUUGACAAUUGCGAUGGGUUAAUGAUCUUGUCAGUGAUUUUUUAUUGAUCAUGCAAAUUUCAAGUUAGUAGGUAGGUACUAAUGUUGUCGUGUAUUAAAAUAGUUAAAAUUAUUGCUUCUAUAAAAAUUCUUAAGAUUUCAAGAAAAACGUGUUCUUUAAAUGAAAAAAACUUUUUCUUGAUACUUUAACUUAUUUUAUUUAAGAGCUUAAAGAGAAUUUUUCUAGGAGUGACUCUGAGUGAAGCUUAAGUUUAGUUCCAUAGUGUUUUUGCUGCAUGAAAUUUUAUGCUUGGUCA
This is a messenger RNA of Episyrphus balteatus (marmalade hoverfly), 3641 nucleotides long. RefSeq names its product cationic amino acid transporter 4. Bases 500 to 2473 code for a protein of 657 amino acids. Gene Ontology annotation, molecular function: amino acid transmembrane transporter activity. The transcript is spliced from 2 exons. Gene Ontology annotation, biological process: amino acid transport; transmembrane transport. The record is from RefSeq and is a predicted model, not a curated record. Gene Ontology annotation, cellular component: plasma membrane. NCBI's taxonomy places the organism in Eukaryota, Metazoa, Arthropoda, Insecta, Diptera, Syrphidae.